Messenger RNA from Chinchilla lanigera (long-tailed chinchilla), 1015 nucleotides. RefSeq names its product phosphoinositide-3-kinase-interacting protein 1-like. NCBI's taxonomy places the organism in Eukaryota, Metazoa, Chordata, Mammalia, Rodentia, Chinchillidae. The record is from RefSeq and is a predicted model, not a curated record.
GCUGCUUCUGGGACAACGGACACCUGUACCGGGAAGACCAGCCCUCGCCCGCGCCGGGCCUUCGCUGCCUCAACUGGCUGGACGCGCAGGGCGGCCCGGCGUCUCCCUUGGAGCCGGGCGUCGGCAACCACAACUACUGCCGUAAUCCGGACCGCGACCCGCGCGGGCCCUGGUGCUACGUGAGCGGCGAUGCCGGCAGCCCUGAGAAGGUGCCUUGUCAGGACGCGCGCUGCCCAGGUACGAGUCCCGGACCGAGGGACCCCCGCGGCCCCGGCCUGACUGGAAACGGCGCCGACACCCUCCGCGCACGUGCGGCCGCCCGUAGUGGGCCGGCCUCGCCCCGCCCCCGCCGCGUCUGAUUCGUCAGUGCUGUCUCCAGGCUGCGGGGUCCAAAGCCCAUUGGCCGCGCCCGUCGCUCGGAGUGAGCUCAUUCUCCUCCAGUGCUUGUAAACAAUCUCCGGAGGCUGGCUGGGUCCGCGAGGAGUGGCCGUUGGCGCACGCGCGGCAGCGUUUGUGAGCCGUUUGCGGCACGUCUAGUGUGAGCUCGACUCGCUGCAUAACCUCUGGGAAGAGGCUGCUUGAGGGACCUGAGACGCAGAGAAGUUGCGCAGUUUUACCAAAGGCAAAGGCAGGGUCCAGAUUUGAACCCUGGGAUUUGUUAGACUCCAGAAAGCAACGUUGUUGUUGCGCCCCCAGCAAGACUGCUCUCUAGAGUGAGAUGAGAUAGUCAAGGGUUAACACAGGGAUUUGUACAUAGCGUGCAAAUAGAUGUGAGCUGCUCGAAUGAAUCAUGGAGUUUUGACUGGCGUGGAGGUGAGGGGACCGCUGGAGAAGAGGGCAGUCGAGAUGGGUCUUGCACUAUAGCAAGCGUUUGAAGAGGCUGUUCCCCUCCCGUUUGCCCUGCAUCGCAUCCUGGCCAGGGGCUUGCCUUAGGGCAGGGCUUGGCUUCAGUGCAGGGACCUUCUAGACCCCCCAUUUUCACCUCCCCAAACACCUGGCCUGGAGCCGGGGAUAU